AUGACGAAGCCCUCCCUCCCAUCCAAAAUGUGGGCCGCACAAGUCAUCUCCUUCAACGAACCCUACAAAGUCCACGAAAUCCCCGUUCCAUCAGAACUUGCACCGCACGACCUCCUCGUCAAAGUCGCCGUCGCCUCCCUCUGCCACACAGACUUCAUGGUCUCUUCAGGGGCAAUGGGCACACCACUUCCCUGCACCGGCUCUCACGAAGGCGCAGGCACCGUCGUAGCAACCGGCACGUCUGUAACGCAGUUCGCAGUCGGCGACCGCGUGAUGGCCGGGAUCUUGAGGACCACACGCAUCAGCAUGUCCGCAGUACUGCCAGAAUACUGGUGGUUUCCUUGGUAUAACGACCCAUGGAUUCUUCGCUCAGUACGCGAAGAUCGAUGCGCGCCAAACGGCCAAGGUACCGAGUAA
Alternaria arbusti is the source of this 417-nucleotide messenger RNA. RefSeq lists its product as uncharacterized. The transcript has 2 exons. NCBI's taxonomy places the organism in Eukaryota, Fungi, Ascomycota, Dothideomycetes, Pleosporales, Pleosporaceae. The record is from RefSeq and is a predicted model, not a curated record. Bases 1 to 417 code for a protein of 138 amino acids.